UUUUUUCUUUAGAAAAAUGGAUAGAAUAGCGAUAGAUCAUGCACCAGGGCAAUUUAAUCUUUACCAGUUUCCUGACAAAUUUGUUGUUGAGCCAGUGCUUGGUGAAGGAUCAUUAGAGAUUGAUCGAUAUUCAAAUGACGUCAAUUUGAAAAUAACAAGUAGACAACAGCCACUUCAAUCUAGUCAUCAAGCAAUUAAAGUUGAGCGUAUUAAUGGACUUGUUGGAAUUGUUGAAUUAGUUUCUGGCCCAUAUUUAAUUUUUAUAAAGUCGGCAACAAGUAUUGGUAUGUUUAAUGAUGCUGAGAUUUUCAAAGUUGUCGAAGCGGAAUUGGUUCCAUUCAAAUCUUCGAAUUUGCAUCUUUCUGAAAGGGAGAGAAGAAUUAAUCAAAAUUUUGUUGAAAUGUUAAAAAAUGUUCUUUCUACCGAAAAUUUUUAUUAUUCAAUUGGAAUGGACAUUUCACGUUCAUUUCAAUGGUUAAGUGAAAAUGCUUCUCCAGAAUUACAUUCAUUACCUUUACUUCAAAAAGUUGAUAAGAAAUUUGUUUGGAAUGCAAAAUUGAGUGAAAAAUUUGAUACUGUUGAGUUCUCCAAGUUUAUUCAACCUCUAAUUCACGGAUUUGUUGGAAUACGUCGUUGUCGUGUAAACAAUUUAUCAUUUAAUUUGGCAUUAAUUUCUAGGAGAUCAGUUUACAGGCCCGGAGUUCGUUUUCACACUCGUGGUGCUGAUUCAGAAGGAAAUUGUGCAAAUUUUGUGGAAACUGAACAAUUAGUAGAAUUUGAUGUUGGAGGGAAGUCUUCUAAUUCUUCUACUAAUAAUAAAAAAGUGGUUACUUCUAGACAUAUUGCUUCCUUUAUUCAAAUUCGAGGUUCAAUUCCACUUUAUUGGACUCAAAAACCAAAUCUUAAAUGGCAACCGACACCAAGUUUGAAAUCUAGCGCUGAUGAACAAUUUAAUUGUUUUAAACAACAUUUGAAUAAUUUAUUGGAUUGUUAUGGAAGAGAUGCUUUGACUGGAAAUCCUAGAAAAAUUGUAAAAAUUUUUAUUUUCUGUAAGACUUUUUUUCAUGUUGGCAACAGGGAUGUCACGGGUUGA
Meloidogyne enterolobii is the source of this 1093-nucleotide messenger RNA. The record is from the annotation of a GenBank genome assembly. Lineage: Eukaryota; Metazoa; Nematoda; Chromadorea; Rhabditida; Meloidogynidae.